AUGUGUAGAACUGUCAGGCCUCCCUCUGCAGACUACGGAUUACCAGAUCUGCUGCCUUCCUUCGCGACACUCACAUCUGACGAGGAACGGGAAAGGAAAGCUCAGUUGUCCAUUCCCGGCACUUAUACCGUUAUCAUCAUGCCGGAGAGCUUUUCUUAUCUUCCUGGACAUGUCAAUGAACGAUCUGGGGAGCAAUGCAGGAGCUCAACAUCAAGUUCCUUGGUAGAUAGUGGGCAAAGUAGCCAGCGGAAUGACAAUCCAGAAGUGAAUGAUCCAAAUGUCGUCAUACUCAAGACAUUGCCUGACGCUAGGAGAUACUUCUGUCCAGAUCGCAGAGGUUCCACUCAAACGCUGGAGCCUGGUCCUCGAGGCUUCUCAUAUUCACCUACAGCCUCAGUAUAUUCAGCUGAUUCGAGCACUCCAGACAAUUUGUAUACGCAGGGGCAAACCAAAUUGAUGGAUUAUGAGGCGAUACUACUAUCACAUUUUCGCAAUGUGGUAUGGCCCAAACUUGUCCCCCAGGGGACCUGGUUAGAUGGUUCAGACGGCCAUGGACUGGGUGUCGAGGUUUUGGAACAAGAAGCUGCUAUCUGCCCACCUGCCAUGGCUGCCAAGUCAGAUGGGCCGAGCCUCUGGUCUUAUCACAUAUCCCAAAUGCUCGAGAUUACUUUCAUGAGGCAAUCGGCCUUUGGAGUGGAGCGAUUUCCGUUCGUCAUCUGGUGGGUCUGCAACAUUGAUUUUAUUGCCCUUCUCAGCGGUGCAGGUGCAGGAGACUAUGUCAAAACGGUUUUAGAAAGCGACCUGCUCCCCUGGCCCGAGUCUCUUCUUUCCUCUAUCGGCUCUAGUGGAUCCGAUGACAUCGAUUCGCAUGAGCCUGAAAAUCUAACAUUACUGUUGCAGCUGUACAAAGACAUGUUCGGGCUAGCUGUCCAGUUAGGGUUAGUUAUUGCGGACAUGAAAAAGCUGGGUGUAUCAUAUUCAUACCCCCCUAUCAAUCUACAGCAGCGGGGUAUCGACCUACACGAAGAUUUGGGGCGACUUUGGGACGCUUCAGAUAUUCGCUGCUGGGCCGAGAAUCAAACAAGGCUACCAAAACAACAACAAAGGAUUUUGGAGCAGAUCAAUUUACUCUUCCAUACUUCACUUCUCUUUUACUACACUAGCAUAUUUCCUGAGCAGUGCAUUGGCAUCGGCGAAAGACCCGAGCAGAAAGUGCAUCACCAUACGACAAUGAUCUUACAACAUGCAGAGGCGAUGAUCGUGGAUAUCCAAGGUAGCCCUUUGCACUUCAUCAUCUUCCCAUUGUUCCUGGCGGGAGUUGCGGCGGAAACAAUUGAUCUCAAAGUCAAGGCAUGGGAACUGCUCUCAAAUCUAGAGAGAAAUGAGAUAGGAUAUAAUGCGUCUACGACGUGCUAUAUGCUCCAACUCGUGUAUGAAUACCAGAUGCAGCAGCGAUCUUAUAAUGGUGGCAGACCGUUCCCAUGGACUGGCUGGAUUGAACUCUUGACUGAACGUGGCUUUGGGUUCGUUCUUCUUCCCCGGUUCACAAUGAAUCCCAGCAGGGGCCGUCAAGGCAAUUACUCCGACGAGGAACUGUUCAUCCAUACUCCGGGGCGAUCGCCGGUCGAGUCCCCCGUUGUUGGACCGCUGCGGAUUAGCAAGAGAGACACCCCAUCACCUGCACCACAGGGCGCUCCCCUUCCGUACCCUGACGACCGACCAAAUCUCCAGAAAAUGCGCAGCUCAAGUACCAGCCAUUCAAGUCCGACGGUUGAUGGUGGACGUACAGGCGGCUCCCCCACGAAUCCAGACAACAUGUCUUCCAUGCCUGCUGCUAGCACCGGUCCAUCCAGGUCGGACUAUCCGGCGGCUUUACGGCCGCGGGAUGGUCGCGAGCCUAAACCGGCUACUUUGGCAGAACGACGAGGCAAUGUGCCGAAGCCCCUUCCUGAGUCACCCGCGGGUGACCCUCCGGACAAAGACGGGCUGUUUGUAACGAGAUACCAGCGAACUCCUGCUCCACCAGCAUUUGCCAACGGGACCCAGCUUGAUGGGACUGUUCAUCCGAACUACCGUCAGCAGUACUAUCCACCUCCUCAGGCCGCAACCUCGUCAGGACCUUCCGUGAGGCCGCCGGCACAAAGCCUACAGACUCCUAGCAGUGCAAUCAAUCGCAUUAGCUCAACAGCAUCGACGUCGACAACUCGCGCCCAGCGUGGCUCCCCUCCACCUCCAGAAACCCCAAUUGUUGAGCCGGGCCAACAGAGCGCAUCGGACAUUGAGGCACGCUAUGCGGCUUCUGGAAUCGCAGGCACUUCAACACUAGCAGGCUUGCAAGCCCCAAGCUCGGCGGCACAGAGAAGAGCCGAGCAGUAUGUGGGUCAACAACCAACGAGUCAGCCGCCCGUCCAGAGACCAUGGACGCCAACGGAGCAGCCAGGGAGUCAACCUCAUGGACCACCCACAGUAUAUCAAGGCGCGGAAGUUGUGUCUACGGAGAACCUCCCUGGACGUCCUUUCUCUCCCCAAUCUGUCGCAAGCUCAGGGCAGGCAGCGCAAGUUUUGCAUCAUCCAAGGAUCCCGUCAAAUGCUCUGGAACAGGAUCUAGAAAGGAUGCGCAUAAGCUCUUCACCUCCUCCUGCAUACUCCAGCGUAUCCGGUCCGGCCGCGUCCCAAGGUUACCCAAAUGAAAAACAGCGCGCUCAGACAGCCCCAGGUCAUCAGGCUUCAUCAGCGGUGCAUCCCGCGACAAUGGCGCCCAUCAAUGCAGCCACAAAUUCUGCGGCACUCGAAGUUUCGGCUCAGGAUCACCCGGCGUUUGCAAAUGACUCAAGGCAAGAACAACCAGUAGAGCAAUCCUUACAGAAUGGCACGCAAACCGGCGUCCUGGAUGGGCAGCAGCAGACAGUUCAAGAAACUCAAGCUACAGUGUUACCUACCUCUUCGGGAAUCCCACCUGCCUCCCCCCCUCCACUUCCCGAAGGAUGGAUUGCUCAUAUGGACCCCAACUCAGGCCAGUACUAUUACAUUCACCUCCCAACUCAGUCCACUCAGUGGGAAUUCCCCAAGGGGCCCACACCAUUGAACCUCAACGAAACUCCUUUGUCACCGGUAGGAAGCAUAUAUAGCAGCCAUCCUCUCGCUUCACCGGGUUUGUCGGCCUUUGGUAAACCGUUGGCGUCCCCUGGCAUUCCUCUGACUCCAGGUUAUGAGAGUCUACAGUCACCUGUUGUUGCAGGGUUUACUGGUCCUCCACCAAGUAGUGGGGUGGAUUUAUACAAAACUGCACCAACGAAUGGUGUUUACUUUGGACCAUACCUGCGCUAUGUCAAUAUGAAUCUGGAGCAUGGUAUUUGGCUAGGUUCCAUUCUACUCGUUACCGACGCCGCGCAGCCUCCGACGAUUCAUAUCCAUCAGAGCGUUGAUUUGUCACCGAAUCCGCGUCAAUUGAAGGCAUCCGCUAUCGCCGUUCAUCAAAGGUGGACGUUCUACAAGUACGACGUUGACUUGCAGAUGGAAGAAUCCGGCCCCGCAAAAUGGACCUACGCAAUCACGUCACAUCUGGGCUGCACGCGCUACGAAUUCUUGGUCGCUGGUCGACAUGAAACGAAUUGGCGUUUUAUCACAACUUCGGGGAAUGACUUUUCCCUCAACGUAAAUGCUAAUGAGCGGUCUCGUCUUGGGGGGGUGAGUUAUAUGUGGAAGGACAUCAUGCAGAAGCACAAUGAAAUCGGGGGGUUCCAUGCUCAGCUGUGUCUGGGCGGACAGAUCUAUGCGGAUAGAAUGUGGAAGGAGAUCCCUUCGCUCAAACAGUGGCUUGCAAUCCGCGGCAAAGAGGCUAGGAAAAGCAUGCCUUGGACUGCUGCACAUGAGGAAGACGUCUCUCAUGCAUACUUCCAUUACUACACUAGCCACUUCGAUCAGCCUUACCUACGAGAGUCAUUCGCCCAGAUUCCUUAUGUUUGCCAAAUUGAUGAUCAUGACAUAUUUGACGGUUACGGGUCGUACCCUGAACAUAUGCAGUUCUCGAAUAUGUUCAAAAACAUUGGACGCGUUGGGACUGAGAUGUAUCUGCUUUUCCAGCACCAUACCACACUUGAAUUGCUGCGCAAUACUAGCACCGACAUGGAUUUAUUCACCAUUACUGGCACCGGCUGGCAUUUUGUUAAGUUCCUGGGGCCGGCCGUGGUUGUCGUUGGCCUUGAUUGUCGGUCGGAGCGCAACCCACACCAAGUUGUCGCUGGACCUACAUAUCAAGAGACUGCGGAACAUAUUGCAAACACUGUUGCUUCGGGUAAAAGAGCUGUUACGGGUGCAUACAACGUCCUUGGAAAAGUUACGAGCUCUGUGGCGGGCGUGGUUGGCGCAAAGGAAAUGGUAGGUUCUGGAUUCGACUCUGUCAAGCGUGCUGUAGGCAAGUCUGGCCUUAUGGGAGGCAUAUUAAGUCCGUUCGGAGAAUUCGACCUGAUGGACGAGCUCCGAGAUCAGUGGACUCAUGAAUCCAAGGACCUUGAGCGAACGUACCUCAUUCGCACUCUCCAGGGCAUUGCACAUCAGAAGUUUCUCCGUAUGACUUUUCUUUCCGGAUCUGUCAACGUGUGUGGUGCAGGAUUGGUCCACGAUCCAGCCCAUCCUUCUGACUACAAGACCAUGUAUCAAAUCAUAUCGUCCGCGGUUGUGAACAACCCCCCGCCUUCCUAUGUCAUCAAGCUCCUUCACAGCAGCAACAAGCCGCUUUAUGUUCCGGCAAAUGGGCAUCGUUCCUCUCCUUCGCAGCCUACUGAUACGAAGGAGGACAUGAUGGAAAUAUUCCAAACCGACGUCACGGGACAGGCUCGUGAACACCGUAAGCUGAUGGGUCGCCGGAAUUACGCUGCCAUCGUAGCCUAUGAUCCUGAAACUGUCAAUGCGAUGUAUGGCCAAGCACCUGCGGGCCAUGGAGACAGCCUGAAUCUUGCCGUGGAUUUUAUGGUUCAGGGCGACGGAUCCCAUGGGACGGUUGUCAAAUAUGGGCCAGUCAUUAUCCCAAGCUUGGGGCAUGUGAAGUGA
This is a messenger RNA of Aspergillus nomiae NRRL 13137, 5049 nucleotides long. Its product is annotated as WW domain protein. The record is from RefSeq and is a predicted model, not a curated record. Gene Ontology annotation, molecular function: protein binding. Gene Ontology annotation, cellular component: membrane. NCBI's taxonomy places the organism in Eukaryota, Fungi, Ascomycota, Eurotiomycetes, Eurotiales, Aspergillaceae. The transcript is spliced from 7 exons. The coding region runs from base 1 to 5049 and encodes 1682 amino acids.